UGUUCAUUUAGCGUAACUUUGCCAGCAGUCAUGGACAGAACUCUCGUCGUUGCGUUAUUUUUUUGUGUUUUGGCUGUUUGCCUUGCAACAAAUGAUCAAAACUCGGACAAAAAUUCUGGUGAGCCAGGCGCUAAACUGACGAUGAAAAAGAGAGGUAAAGAGGACGAAGAUGAUGCGAAAGUUGAGGUGGUUCAAGAUGAGAAAGAUGAGUCAGCAAAGGAGAGGAAAGCUUCGGAUGGAUUGGCAACGGAGAAGAAGGAUAGUGCCGGUGAGAAAGUCCAUGGAGGGACAAAGAAGAGUGAAGGACACGAUGAGACGAAGGACGAUGACGAAGACCACGAUGAUGAAGAACAUGAUGACGAAGACGACGAAGAAGAAGAUGAGGAGCAUGAAGAAGAGGAAGAGGAAGAGGUGGAUCCAAACGCCAAAAUCGAAAUUCAUGAUCUCUUCACUCCAGAGGACUGCAAAAACAAAUCCAAAUCUGGCGAUCUUGUGGUGAUUCACUACUCCGGCUGGCUGGAUGAUGGCAAGUUGUUUGACACAACAGUCGAGCCAAGCAAGGCGUACAUGCCAUUUGAGUUCAUGCUAGGAACAGGAACGGUAAUCAAGGGCUUCGAACAAGGAGUGUUAAACAUGUGCAAAGGACAGAAGCGUAAAAUUGUCAUUCCACCCUCGCUUGGUUAUGGAAAGAAGGGAGCAGGAGCGAUUCCAGGAAACACUACGCUCACAUACGAGCUAGAAAUGUUUGAUAUCCGACAACCUCCUCCCCAAGCAGACAUGUUCUCACACAUUGACACCAACGGUGACAAGAAGCUGUCCAAGAAAGAGGUGUCCGCGUACAUGAAGGCACAAGCUGCUGCACAUGGCAUGCCGGUACAUGACAAGAAAUGGAAGAAACACCACAAGACUGUUGUAGCCAACAUUUUCGAUCACGAGGACUCUGACGAAGACGGCUCCAUCUCUCAUGACGAGUUCAGUGGGCCUAAAAUGAUGUACCACGAUGAGUUUUAGAGGGGUUCUCUCGGGUUCGCGAUUUAGCGUGACACCCUGUGUGACAGUCCACGUGACACAAAAUCACGCAAUUGAUUUUAUUCGAAAAAGAUAGGAAAUCAUUUCAAUUCAAAUUUUACGACCUAUUGUGGUCGCCAGGAAUUUAAUCAAAAUAUCGUGUUUCUUUACUUUUUUUUAAAUUUUGCUGUUAUGGCAACUAAAUAACUCAAUUUUUAGACGAGAUCUUUUGAAAAGCUCGUUAUACUACAUUUAUAGUUCCGUAAGAGGAAUUUUCGAAAAAUGCAUACCUUAGGAGGUAGAUCACGAAGAAGGCUUCAAACGAAUUCAGAUAUUUUGAGGUAAGGUAUGCAAAUUAAAAGCGAAACAUUGUUUGUACAAUAAAGCAAACGUUUUAUCCAAGUA
Messenger RNA from Pocillopora verrucosa, 1413 nucleotides. RefSeq names its product peptidyl-prolyl cis-trans isomerase FKBP14. The record is from RefSeq and is a predicted model, not a curated record. NCBI's taxonomy places the organism in Eukaryota, Metazoa, Cnidaria, Anthozoa, Scleractinia, Pocilloporidae. Gene Ontology annotation, molecular function: calcium ion binding; peptidyl-prolyl cis-trans isomerase activity.